This is a messenger RNA of [Torrubiella] hemipterigena, 1458 nucleotides long. The record is from the annotation of a GenBank genome assembly. Lineage: Eukaryota; Fungi; Ascomycota; Sordariomycetes; Hypocreales; Clavicipitaceae.
GCGCCUGCCAACGUAAUCAGCACGCCAACCGAGCCUCGUGUAAGCCGCUAAUGCUCGUUAUAGCAUACCGGAAUCUCUACGCGACGCUGACAGUGUCACUCGUUCAUGUUGUGCAGCGGAAAAGUCGUCUUUGUUGCUGCAUGGCUCAGGGAACCGGCAUAAUCGAACGGAGACAAGAUGCUGACUGACACCUAGAAUGGCACCUUGUUGCAUGCAUGCGAUUUGCAGCAAUGGCCCGGGUUUCCCAUACUCGUCGCUCUGGUAUAAAGAAGGCUCGUCUUCCUCGCCCCAAUCACCCUGAAGCUACCUCUCACUUCUACCACGCAUCUGUAUAAAUAAAAAAUCCUCCUUCAUCAUGACUGCCUCUUCAAAAUACGAGCUCGUCACUCUCGACUUCAAUGAGUUUCUUAACGGUGAUGCUAUUGCACAGCGCAAGUUCUCUGUCAAGUUGGUGGAGUGCUUCAGCAACCUGGGCUUUGUAAAGCUCAUCAACCACGGCCUUACCGAUCAACAACUCAUCGACAUCUUCGACUGGAACAAGCGAUUCUUUGGCAUGCCUCUUGAGGCAAAGAACGUUGCUGCCCACCCUCCUGAGCCCAACCCUCACCGCGGCUACAGCUACGUCGGCCAGGAGAAGCUUUCCAGAGUCAAGGAUUUCGAAAAGGGUAGCCGCGAGCUGACUGAAGUUUUUGACGUCAAGGAAUCUCUCGACAUCGGACCCGUCAAGGACGACUUGUACCCCAACCGCUGGCCCAACGAGGCCGAUAUUCCUGGAUUCCGUCAAUCCAUGGAGUCCUUCUAUGAGAGCUGCCACAGCGUCCACCAGGACAUCCUCAGAGCCCUCGCCAUCGGUCUUGAUCUUGAGCCCAACUUCCUCCUCAACCUCUGCAACAACAACACUUCCGAGCUGCGCCUGAACCACUACCCCGGCGGCGAGACUUCCAAGAUCCGUGAGGGAGCCAAGCGAAUUUCCGAACACACCGACUUCGGUACCAUCACACUACUCUUCCAGGAUAACGCGGGCGGUCUGGAGAUUGAGGCUCAGGACGACCCUGGACGAUACUUCCCCAUCCCCCCUCAAAACUUCAACGAGAUGAUCAUCAACAUUGGCGACUGCCUGGCGCGCUGGACCAACGACAAGUUCCGAUCGGCCAGCCAUCGCGUCGUCUUCCCCGAGAACCUACCUGAGUGGUUGGAUGACCGCUACUCUGUUGCAUACUUUGGCAAGCCCAACCGCACACAACCCGUCGGCACACUGUCGCAAUUCACACCCGCUAACGAAGCACCCAAGUACAAGGACUUGAGCGCUUGGGAGUACAACCAGCAGAAGCUGCUGUUGACCUAUUAGAAGCAUAUAUCCCUCCUACUCUGUAUAUUUUCCCAUUUCAUGCCAGCCACGCAAUUCAAGUACAAUAGAUUUAAAUACAAUUAGAAAUUUCAUUUAUGAUUAUUCUGCAA